AUGUUUGUUCUCUAUGUCGUGUUGGCGAGCUUCAUCAGCAUCGCCUUCUGCGCUCAAAGUGUCUAUUUGAUUCAAGUACCUUUUCAUGGCACAGAAUUUGUAGGAACUGAUGGCGAAACCUAUACUCGCACAUACGUUGGCAUCUCGGUCGAGGCAACAGACACCUUACCAGGCUAUACCUUCGACUUCGUGGACAUCGAUGUCGCGGCACCAGGCGAAUAUGCUAACUGGGAACUGGAUCGGACCAAGACGAAAGCUCGAGCAAGGCGAUUUCCCGCCGGAGCGGACGGUAUCAAUCAACAAAGAAGCUUAGUCUUAGGUCCUACAGGAAAUGCUAUAGUUUCGUACGUAGGCCGUACAGAGCUUAAGGGAGAACCAGAUAUGGUCAGAUUUGCCAGUACUGGUAGUGGGACAAUAUCCGGUGCUUUCUCGGAGGCUAUAAUGCAAAAUCCUCGUAUGUCAUGGCCUAUUAGUGCACUCGAAGACCUCAAUGAUGAGCAUUCAAUGUUGCAGCGUUUUCUGAAAACGCUCAUCCCGAACCCGAGCCCGACGGACAUACCUUUCUUGGAUGUGCGGACGAGCGCUUUGACUUAUUUUCAGAAAGCUACACAAAGAAUACAGGCAGCACAGACUUGGAAGGCAAAGAAUGCGCGUACCUACGGUCGCAAGGUGGUUUUGAUGGCGAUCUCCAAAGGCCAGGCAGACGCUACGUUGUACAAGAUUACGGGGGCUUUUAGAAAAGAAGAGCGAGCUCGAUGGGAGGCGUCGUUAGAUAUACGUCGUUCGCCGGCGACUUAUGGAGGCACCUCCUUUGAAGAUCCCCCAGGCAUGGGCGAUCCACCUCCCCCGUACCCCGAUCCAAGACUGAAUCGCCAGAAUUACGACCGCCCUCGGGAUAUCGACAGCGCCUACGUUUGCCGAGGGCCGGGGGGAGGUCGACCUCAGCAACGCAGACGAGAUGGACGCCUGCUGAAACGCGAUGUGUGUUCAUUUCCUGGCGAUGGUACUCAGCGAGGCACAAUAAAUGGCGAUAUCGUCACACGAGCGAAACUCGAUGGCAAAACAGUAUCUGAAGUCCAGACUCUAAAGGUGUCGGCAAGAGCGGCUGGUAUUGGUGCCACCGGCGCUGCGGUCGUGGCAGCUAUCUCGUUUGUGGUGGUAGACAUCCUCGAUGGCAAUUGGGUUGGUGCAGCACUAGGAAUCGUCGGCUUAGCGGCACUGGGAGCUGUCGCUAUCACCGAGCUACUCGCCCAAACAUUUCCUCCCCUCGGCUUUUUCGUUGACAUUGCCAUCAGUGCCCUCAUGAUCGCACUCCCCGGUGUGUUCGGAGAGAAGAAGGUAGCGCCGAAGCUGACCGAUCCCGUGGGCAUCAUUCGUCUGAUGUUCUUUGGCGAUGAAGAUAUCACCGGCAAUGAAGGCUGCCAGAAAGUGACCGAUGACAAUCCGAACCCAGACCCAAAUUGCGUGGCAACAUAUGGUAAAGGCGUCAUUGAGAAAAUCUUCGAUUGGCUACACAGCCAAGCUGCCUUUUUCAUGAUCGCAUGCAAUGGUGGAUUCCCAAUGACAAUCGAAAUCAUCGCAGGCUGCUUCACAGUCAUAGACAGCGUCGCCGACAAAAGCCCCACUGCCAUCCCCGGCACCACCAUAACCUGCAACACCGACAACGAGGACGGUGACUCCAUAACCUGGAGCCUUAAGGGCGACACCACCUGUAAAGGCGUCAGCAAAUUUGAUAUCGACCUCACCCAAAUCACAGUCCCCUACCUCGACACCGACGCCAACGGCACCCUCAUCGCUAGCACCAAACUCGCGAGUGACUUGACCUCGCUAAUCGCCACCCCGGGCGGCCAAGGAGGCCCCUGCAACAUCUUCUCCGACGUGUCGGGCGGCUACUUCAUUGAAUCCCUCAACCGCACCCUCGUUGGAAAACCCGUCUCCGUCGCUUGCGGCCCCGACACCGGCGCCGUCGGCCAAAGAAUCGAUAUCGCGCAACCCACCCCUGCUAACCAACUGUUCUCCACCCUAUCGAGCGGUCUCCCCACCGACGCCAACGCAGGGACAGGCUCCACAAGCGGCGACACAGUAGAGCUGGGCCCAACGCCCCAAGCCCCCGCCCCCUUGACAGGCUACGACGAGACGAACGGUAUCUGCUUCUCCAACUCUCGCUCCACCGCCUGUCUGCCAAACGGGACGUACGACUUCCACGCCGACCUGUACGUCACACCCCCGCGCGACCCGGAAAAUGACCCUUUCACGAUGGACUCGGCGGAGAAAGUAUACGGGCCCCCGGGCGCCAAAUUGGGGAUACAGUUCUACCACCAAGAGAUCGCGCUGCCGGUAAACUCGAAAGAUGAUCUCCACAAGGCGCUGCUGACCGAUAUCGGCGGGGGCAGUCUCGCGCCUAUCGAUCUCGUCCUCCCCAACCCUGUGGUCGCUGCUGCUCCAGGCGCUUGUUUCUGGACGAAGACUAAAUACAGCGGGACAGUGGCGUGCGCGAAGGUCCCUGGAGCCGGGGACUUACCCGUCCCAAUACAAAAAAAAGUCAAUAGUGUCAGCCUCGUAGGAAAUGCCAACGUUCAGCUAUUCGCGGGGGCGUAUGCGGGGGUGGGCGGUGAGAAUGGGACUAUACCGCACGUGUGGCGGCAGUAUGACGUCGAGGAUACGAGUAGUAUUCCUGUCGGUGCAGAUAAGGAUAGUUAUGCGGCGGAGAUUGUGAGUGUAAGUAUUUUUGCGGGGGAGAAGACGGAUGGGCCUAGUGCAUGA
Molecule: messenger RNA, 2763 nt
Organism: Bacidia gigantensis
Lineage: Eukaryota; Fungi; Ascomycota; Lecanoromycetes; Lecanorales; Ramalinaceae
Exons: 1
Coding region: 1-2763 (920 amino acids)
Source: RefSeq, a predicted model, not a curated record